UUUCCGUUAUUUUGUCUAAUCCUUGUGUGCAUAUUCCAUAAUCAUAGUGCACAUAUCAGUUAUCAUUUCCUAUAUCGAGCAAACUUGAGUCGCAUUCCACACUAAUCAUGAAUUGUAUUUCAUACUAAUUCUGUUUACGUGAGCUGUAAUAGUCAACGGAUAGUAUGAACCAGAAUUAUUCUUGAAUUUUAACUCAAGACCGGUGCGUUUUGCUGAUUACAUAACAACUUUAGUUUUCGACCUAUGAUUAUCAUCUAACAAAGUAUUCCUCCUUGUAACGCAUGCUUCUGAAGCUCAUUAUUCGACAAUUUUCUAGCAAUACUUGCGAUUUUGGAAUAAGUUCUGUGGUUACCAAACCUUGCUCUUUUGUUAAAUUGGUGUUGGAUAGAAUUAAAGUAAAUUCAUCUAUUCAAAUUAUGUGAAUAUAUAUUUGUGAAGCUCAUAAAAAUAUAUAUUAUGGAGUUUGACGACUACGAAAAGUUGAACGAUGACAGGAUUGGAGUUGUCAUGUGUGCCGGAGCUCUGGCUGGCAUUUUUGAGCAUAUUGUAAUGUAUCCCAUCGAUUCUGUAAAGACAAGGAUGCAGUGCCUUGCUCCAUCACCAGAGGCUUCCUAUCACAAUGUCCGUGAUGGUCUCAGCAAAAUGAUCACAAAUGAAGGCAUUUGGCGGCCAGUGAGAGGAGUAAAUGCUGUUAUCAUGGGAGCGGGACCUGCACAUGCUUUAUAUUUUUCUGCUAUUGAAGGCAUCAAGAAAAACAUAGGCUCCAAGAACUACAUCAAUGACCAUGCAGCAAAUGCGGCUGCUGGCUGUGGUGCUACUUUGCUCCAUGAUGCUGUUAUGGUGCCUGCUGAUGCUAUUAAACAACGCCUUCAAAUGUACAACAGUCCCUACUCGUCUUGUUUCAAUUGUGCACAGCAGUUGUAUCGGACGGAAGGAAUUCGUGCCUUCUACCGCUCAUACACAACACAGCUCAUGAUGAACCUUCCCAACCACGCCAUUCUCCUCGUCGUCUAUGAGAAAAUGCAGAAGCUUUUUAAUCCUUCCAGAGAAUAUAAUGCGCCGGUGCACUGCGCGGCUGGUGCAGUUGCAGGGGCGAUCGGUGCGGCCGUCACAACUCCUCUUGACGUGUGCAAAACGCUGCUUAACACACAAGAAACCUCAACACUUAACCAAAUUCGUGCAUCUCGCAUCUCCGGGGUCAGAAAUGCACUGCGGACAAUAUACGUGAUGGGAGGUUUCAAGGGAUUUUUCAAAGGCCUCCAAGCGCGAGUCUUGUUUCAGAUGCCUAGCACGGCGAUAUCCUGGACCGUCUAUGAACUUUUCAAACAUAGUUUGAGGCAAGACAGAAAUGACGAUUGCAAUCCAGAGAAUGGGAACGAACUUCUGAUGGAUGGUGUUGUGGGAGAAAUGCCGCCACUUUCAGCGAGUGAAAGGGCGGGAGGAGGGGGCGGCAAAACUGGUCUUGUACUGCAGGAGAAGAAGUAUGGUGGAUUGGGAGCUGCAGGUACCGUUGAGAGGUUGCGAACGCUUCAUGUCGGUUCAUCUCUCACAGCAACUUGCUCAGCUGCGGGGCCAGCUGAUGAAAACUUUCUGGUCAAAUAGAGGAGGCCUGAAUUGUGGAUCUUUAUCUUGCAACCAUGCAGCUCUUGCUUGAUGACUGAACCGUUUGCAGUGCCCACUGCAUGGAUGUAUUGAUGAUCAUGUGGUAAUCGUGUAUGCAGCUGCGUGCUGAUCGUGUAUGUUGCUGCGUGCUGAUCGUGUAUGCAGCUGCGUGCUGAUCGUGUAUGUUGCUGCGUGCUGAUCGUGUAUGUUGCUGCGUGCUGAUCGUGUAUGUUGCUGCGUGCUGAUCGUGUAUGACGCUGCGUGCUGAUCGUGUAUGACGCUGCGUGCUGAUCGUGUAUGCAGCUGCGUGCUGAUCGUGUAUGCAGCUGCGUGCUGAUCGUGUAUGAAGCUGCGUGCUGAUCGUGUAUGCAGCCGCGUGCUGAUCGUGUAUGCAGCUGCGUGCUGAUCGUGUAUGCAGCUGCGUGCUGAUCGUGUAUGUUGCUGCAUGGUGCUAUCGUAGUCACCAGAAUGUAUCGUUUUUGAUGAUGUUGAUGCCAUCAAAUAAUGUUGCAGUUAUAAAGAAGAUGUUUCAUCCAAUGAUAAUUUCACUAGCGUGCUCUUCCAUGUUGAUGUUGUAUUACGGCCUGUAUUGCAUCUCUAAUGGAAAUGUGAUACACGUUUAGUUUGAUGGUAAACAAGAAUCGCUAAAGGUGCACAAAUUUGUAGUCAUUCGCUUAUCAUAUAAAAUUUAGUGUAUGAUAUUCGUAUUGAUAAAUAAUUGUUCAUCAAAUGAUAUUAAAUGUAUAAAAUUCGUAAUAGAUUUGUAGAAAGGAAGAAAUUUGAAGUAUCAUAUCAACGCAUACUAGGAAAAACACUUCAGUGUCCUCUCACUACUGAGCUUCACUGAUUUUAUUUGUACUUGUGUUCAGUAGACAUGAAACUUGUCUGCCAUGCAGUGGAAUGAAGCCUCCUGCUGAUGGAGCUGGCACGCCUUCACCUACUCAUUAAAAACAUCUUUAUUUUAUAUUAGUUGUCUUCAGUAUUUCCAAUGGCAUUUACCUAAAAUUUAUCCUUCCAUAAAUUCGCUAUUGCCUUUCGUGCGUACACACAACUAUUCUUGUCUUAACCUGCCCUUCUCAUCACUUCUAUUUUCCUUCUCUUUGUAUUCUCUUGUACAUUUUUAAUUUGACCUCUUUUCCCCAUCCAUCAGCUCUAGAACCUGGAGAUUUAUUUCAUUUGUUCCCUUUUUGCCUCCCACACAUUGGUCACAUUCUGUAGUGUUUAUUCACAAAUUUGCAUUUACAAGAGUAUUUUGGUAGGUACCUGUCGUGCUUUUAUGUUUUCGGGGUAAUUUCUUUCAUAUGAAUCUGCAUAGAAUUGAAGGUCACAUCUCCCGUAUUCUGUUGACCUGAGCGAUGGUUAGGUUAUUCUGAUUUAGCUCCACUUUUAUCUUUAGCCACCAUUCUUCUGAACAACUAUUAUCUUCUAGGUUCAUAGGCCGCAUACAAGUGAAAAAGUAGUCAAAAUUUAGGUAUCAGUAAACUAAAUCAUUUCAUUUGAGAAAUCGCGUUUUGUAGUACGGUGUUUCUUCAAUCCAGAAGUUUUACCUGUCAUUAAUUAUGAAUUAAUUUUGAGGCACGUUAUUUUAUUUUUUCUAGGACUUGCAUUGGGCUAUUGCAAGGUGUCACUAUCGUUCAGCGUCGUAGUUGUUACUAGAAUUACCUAUUUCUCUGCAAUAAAGCUUUGAUGUAGUGGCGUGGGUUUAGCAUAGAUAGCUCAGUGCGGCUAAGUUGAUGUAGCUGUGGCUGUUGUUUGUAGGACUCGUGCCUUGAAAUUCUUCCACUGAUCAGUAAUGAACAUUGAUUCGCCCCGUAGAGCUGCCCAUAUAUUCCUCAUGAAGCUUCAUUUUAUUGUUAUUUUUUAUUUGAUGAAAAUUAAUCAUUCGAUUUGUUGGAAAUUACAGGCAGCUUCUCGGAUUUUAGUUCGACCAGCAGUGAUUUUGAAUAAUAGCGCAAAGUUUGAGCAUUAUUUUCCGUUUGAAUUUCUUGCCAAGUGUCGUGUAUAGAUUAGUUAAGAUCGUGAAGUCAAGACAACAUUUUUGGCUCAGCGUUACCGUGAAUGAAUUAUGUAUCCAUAUUUUGCAUUGUAAAUUUUCCAGCAUAGAUUGAUAGUUGCCAUUUUAUUUUACAUUAUUUUCUCAUAGCUUAUCGUUGGCUUGUAUUGGACUAUACCAUCAUGUCUGUACCAGUUCUUGUAACCAUAGUUAUUAGAAUUGUGCUACACUUAUUGCUAGUGUGAUUAUAAUGCGAGAAUUGAACACGAAUGUGAUUCUGACUACCUAAAUAAUUACUGUUAACUAGUGACACUUAUCUAGAUAUUUGUGCGUUAAAUAAUAGUCAUGGCUUUACGUGUCCUACUUGAUACGAUGUGUCACACGGCGUUGCUGCCAUGUCUCUGACAUACAAAUCGUAUCAGUUAUCUUCUCUAAUGUGAACAUACGAUUAUCGGAGACUUGUUAGAGCUCCUUUACUCGUGAUCAGGUACAAGAUUACUACCUAAUUGCCUAUUACUUGCGUCGAAGUGCUUUCCUGUGGAUAAAUUUUUGACAUUUCCAAUCAUGUGCACUGUACAGUCCAUGUAAACGCGACUCAAUGUAUUUACUCUGUGCUUUGACUGAGCUCAGCGGCCUGGAGAGGCGCCGUGUGUUAUCGUUAAGCGCUUAGCACGUAUAUAAUGAACAUCUUCCCACAUGUACUGUAGUGUAAUUGCAUUACUUAACUUUGUACAUGACUCAACUUGGUAGAUGUCGCGAUGAAGUUCAUUUGACCUAUUUUAUGAUUUGUUAUUGUUCUGAAUUCUAUGUGUAUUAGUCAUGACGUUAUUGUUAUCAAACUGGAAGGCUAAAUCACAUUUCGCUGAAGUUCUGGGCGCCGAUGUGGGGUUCUAUUAUAGAUCAGCGUGCAUUAAUAACCAAGUGCUAGCUCUAGUAUUUUAAAAGCUUCUUGUCUUUUCUGAAUGGAAAUAAAUCUGUCACGAAAACUCUAAGUAUUUGAACAGUAACUAAAAACUAAUAGUUUCUGAUACGGUAGAGUGUUGUAAUUUUGGCAUGCUGCUUCAACGGGUUUUCAUGCUCUAUAUAAAUGAAUAUUUUCAUCUUAACCCAAACUGUAUUUUUCUUGGCCAAAACGUUUUGCUUGUCGGUCAAGGAAGCCUGUCUACGACUCGGCAAAAUUUGCGACCUUGCGACCGUGGGAAAGGGUUUUUAUAGAAUUUAGGUAAUGUUUAUUGAAUGGAGCUUCGCUUGCGGAAAUCAUAUACUGAAACAAACACGUGAAAAUGAGCUUAAGUAAACUUUUCUAGUGCUUGUAUCAAGCAAAUGUGUUUAAUAGUUCCGGUUUUUAUCGAGUCUCCACCACACCCUGCUUUCUUUUUCUACUUCGAUUGCCGACGUUGCUGUAAAAUUUUUUCUCACUCCAGGAUGGAAAGUAGAGCUGGCUUCGAAGCAGUUGUGAUUCUUCUAACGAGGCUAUGAGCAUUCGUCGCCUUUUCCACAUUUGUUUAAAUUUGAUACUUUGGCAAUAGUAAUUGGUCCAGUUCUCCUAGAAGAUUAUAUGCAUAGAAUUAUUAAUGAGCGUGUGCUUCAUGCAGGUUUGUAACUGCGAAAAUCAUCGACCUAAAUUCUAUAAAAGCUACUCACAAGUUCGGUAUCGGCGCAAUUAUUCUGAACACUCGUUCACCCUCAAUUCACCAAAUUUCCAGAUAAAUCCUUGUUUUGUCUUCUAUGAAGAUCUUAUUCUCGGGAACGUAUUAAGUUAUACACGGUUUUUGCAUUGAUAAACAGUUUUUGUUCUAAUGACCAUGUCUUUUUUCUGCAGGCGACUGGCAUGUAUAUUGAAGCCUCUGAACUUUUAUGGCCCCCUGAUAGUUUCGAGUUGCUAACUUUUGUCUAUGAUGUCUUGGUAGCUGCAAAUUGUAAUUCUUGAGGUAAUUUGCUUAAUUUUCACAUAUAUUUCAAUGUGUUUCAAAUGAAUAAAUGCUUUGAAUGAGCUUAAUACAGAUAAAAUUCUCGUGUACUGUCUGAUAAAUUUUACAUUAUUACAUUAAAAUGGCCUUAAUGUAUGGCCGACGUCUCGUGUAAGCUAACUUUUCUGGAGUGUCUUCGAUUCGGUUACAGUUACCUUGGCCCUCUUUCUGACAAGCUUUUGCAGACUCGUCAUUAAAAACCUCCUGCCCCUUAUGGACAAUGAAUUAUUUGGAAUUUAUGACCAUCGAGACCUUCCAUCUUGUAGGCUAUUUUUUUUUUUCUUGCGACAUUAGGUGCGAUAAAGCUUGCGCUGAUGCUACUGUACACUUCAUGAGCAUUAAACCAUACACGGCGACAACGGAGAUUUGGCCACUACGGGAUUUAUCGUGUUAAAUUUUUGCGGGCGUGCUAGGGAUUUCAUGUAUUGCAUGAUUAGGCGAACUGCUUGCUGCACAUUACUUCAUACCCUCUCGCGCGCUGGAAAAACUUCAGACCCAGUGUGGUUUAACUUUUUCCAGUAUUGUUGAAUUCUAUUGUAUGCGUAAAUAUAUUACUAGAAAUAUAAUGGUAUUUCUUGGAA
Messenger RNA from Hyalella azteca, 6146 nucleotides. It is a transcript of the gene mfrn, whose product is annotated as mitoferrin-1. Lineage: Eukaryota; Metazoa; Arthropoda; Malacostraca; Amphipoda; Hyalellidae. Gene Ontology annotation, cellular component: mitochondrial membrane. Gene Ontology annotation, molecular function: ferrous iron transmembrane transporter activity. The record is from RefSeq and is a predicted model, not a curated record. The coding region runs from base 457 to 1602 and encodes 381 amino acids. Gene Ontology annotation, biological process: iron import into the mitochondrion. The transcript has 4 exons.